Messenger RNA from Stereum hirsutum FP-91666 SS1, 867 nucleotides. RefSeq lists its product as uncharacterized. The record is from RefSeq and is a predicted model, not a curated record. Bases 1 to 867 code for a protein of 288 amino acids. The transcript is spliced from 5 exons. NCBI's taxonomy places the organism in Eukaryota, Fungi, Basidiomycota, Agaricomycetes, Russulales, Stereaceae.
AUGGUAAAGACCUUCGAGCUCACCACGAGUGAUUUUCCAGCGGCUGUCGACAUGACGCCAAUCGUAAGAGUGAGAUUUCCCGCUCGUCGCUAUAGUUUUGACGGUGACGGAAAUCUUGUCAUAAGACAACAUAAACAACGACGAACUGAACCAAUGGCCCCAGCCAACACCGAUCACGCACAGGAACAAAGCACUCCUGAAGGCUCUGAAGGUUCUGUGACCACCAAUGUCUCCACACGAGAGUAUUUAACGGAGGCUAUUGCGACAUCACUGCGAACCACUUCUUUGCCCUCAGCUGCAGUUGAGCCAAUGGCUAGAACUUUAGCAGCGCUGUCUGGGGACUUGACGACUUUCGACAGAGCUGCGGAGGCACAGCUCGAAACAAUUGAGAUGCCCUCUCCCGCUGUCCGGUCGCUACUGCUGGAAGCUAUUCGAAGCCUUGCACGCGUCGCAAACCUGACCAAUGCAUCGCCUACUGUCAUGGAGGCAGCUAGUGACGGAUCUGCGCUGCGUGCCUUACCCGUGAAUAGUCGACCUUUUAGUUCGAGCUCUGGAAAUGGGUUCACAACAUGGCAGAUCGCCGUCCAAGAGGAAUCCAUACCGCAUCCUCCCACGAACCUGAAGUGCAGCACGGGCCAUCUGUUCAUACAUCGCAAUCCAGAAACAAAAAUGCAGACCUGUUGGAUGUACGGGAAAAGCGGAAAUUGGGAGGUGGUAACUGAGGGCGCAGAGCACCCAUUCAUCCCUGAUCGUAUUCUACACUUCAGGCCCGGCCAUAGCGGCGAGCCCAGCUGGAACACGAGGGCUACGAUGAUGACUACAAGGGCUAGGAAUGAGAAACGGGCAACUCCUGGUCCUCUGAUGUGA